Messenger RNA from Botrytis cinerea B05.10, 2543 nucleotides. RefSeq lists its product as hypothetical. The coding region runs from base 472 to 2409 and encodes 645 amino acids. The transcript is spliced from 2 exons. Lineage: Eukaryota; Fungi; Ascomycota; Leotiomycetes; Helotiales; Sclerotiniaceae. The record is from RefSeq and is a predicted model, not a curated record.
GACCUAAAAUCGCUAUGAGAGUAUUUCUUCAUCCUCCUCCGGCGACACCGGCGACGCUCUAGCAUAGGUAUCUACAAAUAUGGAAUUCUAGGGUCUACAUCCAGAACGGAGACGUUGUGAAAAGGGCUAGAGCGCGGGAUGCAGAAUGGAGAGUGGGUCCAGCUGAAAGAAUCGCAGCUGAAUGGUAGGGUGCGCGCGUGCGAGUAUUUAGGUUCGGGGAUACGGAUGGGGCUAGAACUCUAUAGAUUUUGGGGAGAGAGGGGGAGGGGGAGGGAAUUAUUGGAUUUUUUUGGGCGCAAUGGGUGAUUUGGUGGCGGCGUGGAGCUGGCUGAGUUGUAAAUGAGGUGGCUUUGUGAUUAAUGUAGUGUGUGGGAAUGGGAUACGAGGAAGGAGAAUGAGAAUGAAGAUAAAUAGGAGACUCCCAUUAUAUGCAAUGUUGACGGUGGUUCUGUAUCGAGAAGCUAUUUAAACAUGGCGUUUAUCAGUGAAAGUAUUAUUCCAGACAGCAAAAUCAAGCCUGCCCGAAAGCGCAUCAUAAUUUGCUGCGAUGGAACCUGGCAAUCCGCCGUUUCUGGCAAAGAGAAUUGUCCAUCUAACGUGACACGUCUCUGUCGCGCCAUCAACAGCGUCGCCCGAGAUCCACAAGAUGGAGAAAAUUGGCAACAGGUCGUUUGGUAUGAUUCUGGAGUCGGAACUACAUCUACGGGUCUAGGACCUGGGCUUGAGGGAGCUAUUGGUGAGGGAUUGGAAGGAAAUGUUAUUGAGGCGUACAAUUUCUGUGUACUGAACUGGAAUCCGGGAGAUAAGAUUAUGUGUUUUGGAUUCUCUCGGGGUGCGUAUACGGCGAGGACGAUUGCGGGGUUGAUUUCGGAUAUUGGGAUUUGUUCGAAGAGGCAGCUUCAACAAUUUCCCGAAUUGUGGAAGUUGUAUAAGCAGAAAACAUGCGGAGACGAUGGAGCCAGGAAAAGGUUUUAUGGCAGUUCUCUGUACUAUAGUUGGCGAGAAGGGAGAGUUGCUGAUCCGCAGCCGGAUCUGGAGGAUCGGCCUCAUGAGGGGUUAGUUUUUGAUAUAAAGGCUCAUGGUGAAUGGGCCCCCGAAGAAUCAAUGGAAGUAGAGGUGGUAGGAGUCUUUGAUACUGUCGGAGCUUUAGGGUUGCCAGAAGUAUUUGGGAUGGAAUUGCCCAAAUGGACGACGAUUGGUGACAAGCCUGAAUGGCACAAUGUUGAACUUUCAGCGAACAUCAAGCAUGCAUUUCAAGCGCUAGCCCUUGAUGAACACCGCGAAGCAUUCACACCUACACUUUACUACAUCAAAACGCCAAAGAAUUUUACAGACACUGAAAUAGAGGCACAACGGACUAUAUCUGACAAGGCAAAUGUAGAAUGGAAUGAUAUGAUUUCCAGUUCUGAACCUAACCUCGAAAAACUGCGCGAUCUGGCCAAAGAUCGAGACGACGCUACUGAAAUGGUCGUUAAGAUGGAAGAAAACAAUAAGAUGAAGAAAUCACUAGCUGAUGAGAAGGCUGAGAAGAUAUUGGAACAAGUUUGGUUUCCUGGCUACCACAUACACAUUGGUGGAGGAUCAAGUGAUACGCUAUUGAACAAGGACAAUAUGGAAGAAAUGUCCAACAUUACGUUAGCAUGGAUGCUAGACCAAAUUGAAAAUUAUGUGUCGAUUGAUAGGGAAACCAUAAAGGAAGACGGUUAUGAUCGCCAGGGGAAAUUCGCGCGACUGAACAACGAGCGACAAGCUUACCUAGAUAGAGAAGAGGAGCGUGAGAAAGAAGGCUGGGGUCCAUGGAUUUGGCGAAAAGGCAAAUGGGCAGCUUCCAAAGUUGCCCACCCUCUGACCGACGAAAAGAACAUUCACUCUGAGGCCCGACGACAUGCGUGGGGCGUUGGAGAUCUGAAUGAUAGUUUCACCACCAUGUACAAAGCCAACGGCUCGAAACCACGCACACCAGGUCGUUAUGCUCUUGAUAAGAAAGGCAACAAAUUGGGCGACACACGUGAAUCCAUUCACCCAACUACGGGAUUCAGAGUGGAACAGCUGGACAAGAAAGCAGAAGAGGCAAGAAAUCAGAAAGAUCAUAAACGUCACAAGGACUGGGAGAAAUUGAGAUACAGACCUAUUGGGCUAGAGGGUAACAAGUACAAACGCCAGAAGAAAGUGGAUGAGCAAGGAAAAGUGACAGCGUACGAGUACAUUUUCGAGUACAAAGAUGGCUCAGAAACGCUGCCAGAAUGGCGGUUGGGUGACGCGAAUUGCUAUGAGAGGCUAGCAAUUGAAGGGUCUGCUGCGUACGACUAUGUCGAUGAGCUUGAUCGAACCUUGGAAACCGACGUUAAGACUGUUCGUCUUGACUUUUGGGGCGAUAAAGCAUCGUCGUUUCAAGUCGUCUCUAAUUAAUCAAGGCAUAAAGUUGGCUAUAUUUCGGGUUGUAAGCGCUUGAAGUAAGUAGUACAUAAAUAAGUUAUAUUAGGGGUCUUUGACUGAGACAUGUAUAAUAAACAAGAUAGUCCUUGAAUAUCACAGUUUAAUCA